This is a messenger RNA of Malurus melanocephalus (red-backed fairy wren), 5765 nucleotides long. It is a transcript of the gene ANKRD44, whose product is annotated as ankyrin repeat domain 44. The transcript has 28 exons. The coding region runs from base 104 to 3133 and encodes 1009 amino acids. Gene Ontology annotation, cellular component: ciliary inversin compartment. Lineage: Eukaryota; Metazoa; Chordata; Aves; Passeriformes; Maluridae. Gene Ontology annotation, biological process: protein localization to ciliary inversin compartment. Gene Ontology annotation, molecular function: protein binding. The record is from RefSeq and is a predicted model, not a curated record.
CCCCGCCGCCAAGCGGAGCCGCCGCCGCCGCAGCAGCGCCGGUCGCGGGGCGCGCUGGCCGCCCGUCGCGGGAGCUGCAUGUGCGCGGGAGCCGCGGCGGAGGAUGGCCGUGCUUAAGCUCGCCGAUCAGCCGCCACUGGUCCAGGCGAUUUUCAGUGGUGAUCCAGAAGAGAUACGGAUGUUGAUCUACAAAACUGAGGAUGUUAACGCCUUGGAUGCCGAGAAAAGAACCCCUCUUCACGUUGCAUCAUUCCUGGGGGAUGCAGACAUCAUUGAGCUUCUCAUUUUAUCAGGCGCUCGUGUUAAUGCCAAGGACAAUAUGUGGCUGACUCCUCUCCAUCGAGCAGUUGCUUCAAGAAGUGAGGAGGCCGUGCAGGUGCUGAUCAAGCACUCAGCCGAUGUCAAUGCCCGGGACAAGAACUGGCAGACCCCGCUGCACGUGGCAGCUGCCAACAAGGCGGUGAAGUGCGCCGAGAUCCUCAUCCCCCUGCUGAGCAGYGUCAACGUGUCGGACCGCGGCGGGCGCACGGCGCUGCACCACGCCGCGCUCAACGGCCACAUCGAGAUGGUGAACUUGCUCUUAGCCAAGGGGGCAAACAUCAAUGCUUUUGACAAAAAGGACAGAAGAGCUCUUCACUGGGCAGCGUACAUGGGUCACCUGGAAGUUGUUGCCUUACUGAUUAAUCAUGGUGCAGAAGUGACUUGUAAAGACAAGAAGGGUUACACCCCACUCCAUGCAGCUGCAUCCAAUGGGCAGAUUAACAUUGUGAAACAACUCCUUAACCUGGGGGUGGAGAUUGAUGAGAUGAACAUCUAUGGAAAUACUGCACUCCACAUUGCCUGUUACAAUGGUCAGGAUUCUGUUGUUAAUGAGCUGAUUGACUAUGGUGCUAAUGUAAAUCAGCCUAAUAAYAAUGGAUUCACCCCCUUGCAUUUUGCUGCUGCCUCCACUCACGGAGCACUGUGUCUUGAACUACUAGUGAAUAAUGGGGCAGAUGUUAAUAUUCAGAGUAAGGAUGGGAAGAGCCCCCUGCACAUGACAGCUGUCCACGGGAGGUUCACGCGCUCGCAGACCCUCAUCCAGAACGGAGGGGAAAUCGACUGUGUUGAUAAGGAUGGUAACACCCCUCUGCACGUGGCUGCAAGAUAUGGACACGAGCUCUUGAUUAACACCCUCAUAACCAGYGGAGCUGAUACUGCCAAGUGUGGGAUCCACAACAUGUUCCCUUUACACUUAGCAGCACUGAAUGCCCACUCAGACUGCUGCAGGAAAUUGUUGUCAUCGGGACAAAAGUAUAGCAUAGUGUCCUUGUUUAGUAAUGAGCACGUGCUGUCUGCAGGCUUUGACAUAGACACCCCCGACAGCUUCGGGAGAACGUGCCUGCACGCCGCCGCUGCCGGAGGUAAUGUAGAAUGUAUAAAACUCUUGCAAAGCAGUGGAGCAGACUUUAAUAAGAAGGACAAAUGUGGAAGGACACCUUUGCACUAUGCAGCUGCAAAUUGUCAUUUCCACUGUAUCGAGACACUGGUGACAACAGGAGCCAAUAUCAAUGAAACAGAUGACUGGGGACGGGCCCCUUUGCACUAUGCUGCUGCCUCUGACAUGGACCGAAAAAGAAAGAAUAUUUUAGGUARCUCCCAUGAAAAUGCUGAAGAACUUGAAAGAACCACUGAGAUGAAGGAAAAAGAAGCUGCAUUGUGUCUGGAGUUCCUYCUCCAGAACGAUGCCAACCCAUCCAUCCAGGACAAGGAGGGCUACAACACUGUGCACUACGCUGCUGCCUACGGGCACCGGCAGUGCUUGGAGCUGCUUCUGGAAAAAACRAACAAUAUGUUUGAGGAAUCUGAUUCUGCAGCUACAAAAAGUCCUUUGCAUUUAGCUGCCUAUAAUGGUCAUCAUCAAGCUCUGGAGGUUCUUCUCCAGUCUCUGGUGGAUCUGGAUAUAAAGGAUGAGAAGGGACGCACUGCUCUGGACUUGGCUGCGUUCAAAGGACACGCAGAGUGUGUGGAAGCUCUCAUCAGCCAGGGUGCUUCUGUCACUGUCAAGGACAAUGUCACCAAAAGGACCCCCCUGCAUGCCUCAGUCAUUAAUGGGCAUACACCUUGUUUACGGUUGUUGCUGGAAGUUGCAGACAACCCUGAUGUGACAGACGCCAAAGGACAAACUCCACUAAUGCUUGCAGUGGCAUAUGGGCACAUUGAUGCUGUUUCUUUAUUACUUGAAAAAGAAGCAUCUGUAGAUGCAGCUGAUCUCCUGGGAUGCACAGCUUUACAUCGAGGGAUUAUGACUGGGCAUGAAGAAUGUGUUCAGAUGCUGUUAGAGAAAGAAGUGUCCAUUCUGUGUAAAGAUGCCAGAGGCAGGACACCUCUGCACUUUGCAGCAGCUCGGGGCCACGCCACAUGGCUGAGUGAAUUAUUGCAGGUGGCACUUGCUGAGGAGGACUGCAGCCUGAAGGACAACCAGGGCUACACCCCCCUGCACUGGGCUUCUUACAAUGGUCAUGAAAACUGCAUAGAGGUACUAUUGGAACAAAAACUUUUCCACAAGUUCUAUGGUAAUAGCUUCUCUCCAUUGCACUGUGCCGUAAUCAAUGAUCAUGAAAACUGUGCAUCACUACUCAUCGGAGCCAUCGAUGCCAGCAUCGUCAAUUGUGAAGAUGACAAAGGAAGAACGCCCCUGCACGCCGCAGCCUUUGGUGACCAUGUGGAGUGUCUGCAGCUGCUGCUGAGCCACAGCGCGCAGGUGAACGCCGCCGACCAUGCCGGGAGAACGCCGCUCAUGAUGGCAGCACACAACGGCCACGUGGGUGCUGUGGACUUUUUGGUGAACAUUGCCAAGGCUGACCUGACAUUAAAGGAUAAGGAGCUGAAYACAUCUUUGCACUUGGCUAGCAGUAAAGGUCAUGAAAAAUGUGCCUUGUUAAUACUUGACAAGAUACAAGAACAGAGCCUUAUUAAUGCAAAAAAUAUUGCAUUGCAGACACCUCUUCAUAUUGCUGCACGAAAUGGCCUAAAGAUGGUGGUUGAAGAGUUGCUGGCCAAAGGGGCCUGUGUCCUGGCAGUAGAUGAAAAUGUUUCUAGGUCAAAUGGACCACGACCCUCCUCUGCAACAGAUGUACAAAAGGAAGAAUGAGACUUUGUAAACAAAAACAAAACAAAAAACACAAACAAAAAGCUAUCACGAACUAACCAGCUGUACAAGAGGACCAAAAUGCUUCAGUAAUUAAAUUGAAGAUUUUGCUACUUUUAUUUUUUUCUUCAAAUGUGAGUUACAUAAUGAAGUAGUUUUUUCUAAAUGAUAAAAUAUAAACUUUUGAGGUAAUGAGUAGUCUUGGGUGAAUUUUACAUUUUCAGGUUUCAAAUUGACAUUUUUAACUGAUGAUGUGUUGACCACAGGUGGGUUGUUUUUCCACACUUAAGAAUAUGUUCAUAUACUUUUAAUGUAAAUGUGUUUCUAUUUAUUUGAAAUGAAACAAAUGCCCAGGAAAAAUACCUAUGGCUUGUUCUCCUAGUUAGCAUUCAUGCAUACUGUUUGGCAUGACGUGAAAUGAAAUGUGAAUCUGGCAAGACUUAAGAGUCUGAGGAGCAAAAGGAAUAGCACCAAAUAACAUUUUAAUUGAUUUUUCUCAGCGUUUUUGCUUUUUAAAGUUGUAGAGUAGUGAUAACCACCUUACUUAAAACACUGAAAAUAAGAGAAGAGAUCAGUUGUUAAAGUUUUCAGUGAUGCCUUUCCAAAGUGAAUAGUAAUUUUGGGGGGUUUUUUAAUGUGGAAUGAUGGCAUUGAAAACAAACAUAUGGAAAAUAGCUGCCACCUGUCUAACAGCAGAAUCAGCAUUUUAAUCUUAUUUUAAGCAGAAAUGUAGGCAGGCUCCUUGGCAGGAUUAGUUAUAAGUCUCACCCUAAAAUAUAGAAAAUUUCACUAUCUGAAAUUAAGAAAAGUUGCUUCAUUAAGAGAAAACCAGUCCUCUUUAUAAAGAGCUGUUAUAUUAUUUAAAGCAGCCAUUAGAAAAGUUUCAGUAUUUUUACCUGCUACCAUACAGUUACCAAAUUUUUUUUUAUUUGUGAUACCUCAUAACACUGGUAAUUGUGUAGUGCAACAGCUGCUGCCUCUCAGUGCAUCCCAGAAGCAGAGGUGAUUUAUUUUUGAGUCAUGCUGGUCCUUCCAGGAACCAAAUCUAUCUUUUAUCCAGGAAACCCUUCUGUGAACUAACAGUGCUAUCAGGAUGCAGUAUUUCAGAAAGCAUAGGAGCAUAUGCUCAAGGGCACUGCACAGGUYAUGUUUUGAGUGUGCUGUAUUUAGGAGGAAAAAUGCCAUGAGACACUUGCAAGUGCUCACUGUUGGCCUGUCCCACAUCUCUCGUGAGUUACCAGAAUCCCUUUUUUUUUCCAUAUGCUACUACAUUAAUCUGUAAUUUAUCACAUGUAGAAAUAAAUGUGUAGUUUAGGGCAGGUAUUUAAGCAUGGGAGUAAUUUUACUCUUGUAAAUAAUCUCCUUGCCUUUCUGUGGACUUCUUACAAGAGUAAUCAUACAUAAUUGUUGCACUUAACCCUGGAUCCUGCAACUUAGAGUGCAUGGACAAUUUCUUUGUCUGCACCAAGCAGAAGGUACCUGGGGAGGGACAGCUCCCUGCCCCGGUGUACUGGCAGGAUCAUUUCGUCCUGUAUUUUAACCACAGCUGCAGGUGGAGUCCAGAGUAGGAUGGGCUCCCAGGUCUCUCUCAUAAAUACYGAGUUACAACCUCCGGACUGCCUGAAAUUGCUGUGAAAUAGCUCAGGGGAAUUUCUGUUCAUCGCUACUUAAAAGGGCACCAUAAUGUGUUUGGUACUUUUAUGCAGUAAACAACUGCCAGGUUAUUGAAUUAGAACAAACACAUGAAAUKAAUUGUUUAUCCAUUGUACUGUUGAGAAACUUGGUUACGUAUUUGAGGAUGAUUUUAAAAAAAAAUUUGUGAUUUUUAUUCUUAGUCAUGUAAGAAAUAUUAGAGUGCCUUUUUAUAUUUGUGUAUAAUGGAAAUGUUUUGUGAAACUUGUCUUUUUUUUUUUCAUUUGAGUGUUAUAAAAGCAAUAUAUUACCAGUACAUUUUCAUUUCAGACCUUCUUUGAAUGUAUAAAGUGUUUCUUCUUUUCAUAUGUUCUACCUGCAUUGAAAUGAAAAUUAAUAUGCUAAAUUUCUAUAGGAAUAAUGUAUAAUUUUUGCAGUGCUGAAAAUGCUUUCUUAUUACACAAAAAGUAAACCUUAGGUCAGUGUUAUAGGAAAGGGCGUUUUAAACUAGUGACAAUCUUGAGUGUGUGUAUAAAAUGUAAUUUUAUGCAUUUCUUAUGCAGUGAUCUACACAUUAAAGCCAAUAUCUUAGGUUUUGUAGGUUUUGUCUUAUAUUUUAUGCUUUAGCAUGUGCAAUAUAUCUUUACAAACCAUGGUGAUACGCAUCUGGUGCCAGUGUUAUAUUUUGCAUAACAUUUGUAAUAAAUGAUAUAAAACAUUGUUUGAUGGUUUCGGUGAGGUUGUGUCAGUAUUGUUUGCUUUUGUAAAUUGAAGUUUGAGGAUGUGGGUAAAUGUCACAUAUGAAAUGAGGAAAAAAUUCARUGAAUGACUUGGAAUUCAAUCUGAAUCUUCUCAAGCACAGUUUAGUAACUUUUUCAACUACUGAAUGCUGUAUUAAUGUAAUAAAGAAGCCUAACUGUAAACUGCUAUUGAAAUGCAUUCAGAUGGUUAUUUUUACAAAUAAAAAUGGUACAAAUACUGUUGGAAAACUGAGUAAGUUUUG